This is a messenger RNA of Lobosporangium transversale, 1389 nucleotides long. RefSeq lists its product as hypothetical. Gene Ontology annotation, biological process: RNA 3'-end processing. The coding region runs from base 1 to 1389 and encodes 462 amino acids. Gene Ontology annotation, molecular function: mRNA binding; poly(A) RNA polymerase activity. Gene Ontology annotation, cellular component: nucleolus; TRAMP complex. The record is from RefSeq and is a predicted model, not a curated record. The transcript has 2 exons. Lineage: Eukaryota; Fungi; Mortierellomycota; Mortierellomycetes; Mortierellales; Mortierellaceae.
AUGAGGGAAGCAGAAGUUGAUUCUAAUGUCAUUAGUAGGUGCAGACCAAAGAGAUCCGAGCAACGUCGCUCAUUUGGAAAGGAUAGUGAUGGCUUUAAAGAGGGUCAGGAUUUUGUCCGGUUCGAAUCUACAGUUUCUUCUUUCUCUACCACUGCUACGACAGAACGACUCUACUCUUUGGUACAACAUAAAAGGAAGCGGGAUGCUGGUUCUGCCAUGGGCGAUAGUGAUGAUGUUGAAGACAUAGAAAGCACUACCACGUUAGGUCCACCACCUGGAUGUCCAUGGAUGGGCCGUCGUCGAUAUUCAGAUCUACCCUCGGCUCCAAUGAUGCUGACUCAGGAACUUAAGGAUUUCGUGGCGUACAUAAGUCCGACUCAAGAGGAGCAUCAGGUGCGGACCUAUGUCUACCAAAGGGUCUGCAGGGCAGUUCAGGCCUUGUGGGAUGGUGCAGUCGUUGAGGUCUUUGGAAGUUUCGAGACUCAAAUAUAUCUGCCCACAAGUGAUAUCGAUAUGGUUGUAUUAAGGCGAGGAAAUUUUUCCGCAGGGGAGCUCCACGAAUUGAGCAGGCAUCUGAAGCAUUUGAAGGUGACGGAGGAUGUUGAAUGUAUCACAAGAACGAAAGUGCCUCUCAUCAAAUUCAAAGAGAAUAUCAGUCAGCUGUCGGUGGACAUCUCGUUCAAUGUGGCGAAUGGGAUACAAGGAGCGAUUCUGACGAAGCAGUAUAUGAACACGGUUCCAGGAUUACGCCCGCUGACGAUAUUGAUCAAGCACUUUUUAAAAUUAAAUCGAUCGAAUGAGCCCUUUCACGGAGGCAUUGGUUCGUUCUUGACGAUGGUCAUGGUUUUAAGCUUCCUUCAGAUGCACCCUAUGAUUCAGAGUCGAAUGCUGGAUCCAGAAGAUAACCUUGGAGUGCUUUUGAUUGAAUUCUUUGAGCUUUAUGGCUUUCACUUUAAUUAUAGUGAAGUGGGAAUCAUGGUUGCUGAUGGCGAUGCCAAUGAUUGUGGCAUUAGUGGUACAGGCGGGGCUUAUUUCCCGGCACCACCACCAACGGAUAAGAAGAAAAAAGGAAGCAAUCGCAAACGCCUUGGUAUGAAUGCAUUGGAUCCGAACGACGUGAAUAACAAUAUUGGACUGGGCGCUAGGAACAUCGAGAGUAUCCGACCUAAAUUUGAAUACGCUUUUAAGCAUUUGGUUCAGAAUGUUGAAAGCCGCCAUCGGGAUCUGGAGAAUGAGGGAGAGGAAAAAAGGAAGGGAAAUGGACUACAGACAUCAUUACUCAAAAACGUCUUCUGGAUUCCAGAUAAAAUCAUGGAAAGUCGUCGACAUAUUGAAAGCGUGUAUUAUGGGCGGCACUUCCCAAACUUGUUCGCGAGCCAAGGUCAUUAA